AUGUCUAUGUCAAAGGACGAUCUUCGGGAUAUAAUUGCACGGAGGAGCGAGGCUCUCAAGACAUUCCAGUACUUCGACGCCGAGGCCACGCCCGUGGAAACACCGGAGUUUUUGAAAUUGAAACAGUUAAAGGCAACAUCGGCUAUAAUAAUCAUAGCCUACAUUCCAAUCGAUGCUACGAGGUUCUCGAUAAAUCUGAAAUGUAAGACGUCGGGAACUAUCGCUCUGCACUUGAACCCUCGUCUCGAUCGUGGCUACGUCGUCAGGAAUACGAAGAUCAAAGGAUGCUGGGAGCAGGAAGAGACCUGCUCUCCAGUUAGUUCGAGAAAUUACAUUUUUCGUAGGAAUUCAUUUUUUCAUCUUACCAUCUUCUGUACGCUAAAUGAAUUUCAGAUAGCAAUUGAUGGAGAACACUUUUGCGCAUUCGCCUACAGGAUUCCACUCGAAGAGAUCGUCGGACUCGAAUUUAACGAUGACAUCGAAGAAAUUAAAGUUAGGCAGACGAAUAUUUCUGUUUACCCAGACCCACAGAUUUGCAAGCCAAAAAGAAUUCUGGAGUUGAUAGAUGAUCGACCAUUAGACAGAGAUCUAGAUUUACCAGUAAUAAUCGAUUUAAAAAAAGGUUUCGAUGUUGGAGCUUGUCUCCUAAUUAAGGGAAGGCUUAAACUUUUACCUUACUCAUUCUAUAUAAAUCUACAAAAAGGAAAAAUGAUUUAUCCUCAUCCGAUUAUAGCCCUGCAUUUAAAUCCUCGAUAUCAUUAUGGGAAUCAACCCGCUUGUAUGGUUAUGAACAGUUGGAGCAAUGGAACGUGGGAUUCGGAGGAACGUCAUCAAGGCCAGAACUGGACUCCUGGGCGAGAAUUCUUGUUAACAAUACGUUGUACGUACGAUGGCUACGUGAUAAGUCUAAGCGAUAAGAUGAUCGGCGAAUUCAAGCAUAGACUACAGCCAUCGAUUAUUGACACUAUUUGCAUCACCGGAGAUUUGGUAUUACACGAAAUGCUCAUUACUUACUAAACAAAAGAAACCAAGAAAAAAAAAA
Molecule: messenger RNA, 1042 nt
Organism: Ceratosolen solmsi marchali
Lineage: Eukaryota; Metazoa; Arthropoda; Insecta; Hymenoptera; Agaonidae
Product: galectin-4
Exons: 7
Coding region: 1-1017 (338 amino acids)
Molecular function (GO): galactoside binding; carbohydrate binding
Source: RefSeq, a predicted model, not a curated record